Messenger RNA from Pangasianodon hypophthalmus (striped catfish), 2616 nucleotides. It is a transcript of the gene p2rx3a, whose product is annotated as purinergic receptor P2X, ligand-gated ion channel, 3a. The transcript is spliced from 13 exons. Gene Ontology annotation, molecular function: extracellularly ATP-gated monoatomic cation channel activity; purinergic nucleotide receptor activity; ATP binding. Bases 264 to 1454 code for a protein of 396 amino acids. NCBI's taxonomy places the organism in Eukaryota, Metazoa, Chordata, Actinopteri, Siluriformes, Pangasiidae. Gene Ontology annotation, biological process: monoatomic cation transmembrane transport; response to ATP. The record is from RefSeq and is a predicted model, not a curated record. Gene Ontology annotation, cellular component: nuclear inner membrane; plasma membrane.
AGAAGUUUGGGUGCUAAGACACAAAAUGACCUUCUUUCCAUACUGGACAAUCUAAUCUUGGGGACAUAAGCGUAUAUACUGGCAUGUAGGAGUGCUUAAAGUGCUGGCAGUAGAAGGCACUAAGCUUCAUUCAGCAGAGGCUGAGGGAGCGAGAUAAGCCUGGCUGGAGCUCACGUGUUGCGGCCUUCUCCUCUAGCCCUGUGGACGCCAUUAGGAGCUUAUCAUACACUUGUUAACACAGAGAUCUACCAUCUGACCUCAUCAUGUUUGGCUGGGUCGCUGGUUUCUUCACCUAUGAGACGACCAAGUCUGUGGUGGUCAAAAGCUGGUCAGUGGGAAUUAUCAACCGUGUGGCCCAACUCCUCAUCAUCAUUUACUUUGUUGGCUGGGUGUUUGUCCAUGAGAAGGCCUAUCAGGUCCGUGACACGGGGAUCGAGUCGGCAGUCAUGACUAAAGUAAAGGGCUUCGGCUUCUUCAACAACAAUCUGAUGGACGUAGCUGACUAUGUGAUGCCCACGCAGGGUGCCUCAGUGUUCUGCAUCAUCACCGCAAUGGUCAUCACAGCCAAUCAGACGCAGAGGACAUGUCCCGAGGCUGACAAGAAUUUUAACUGCAGCACUGAUAAUGACUGUGAGAAAUACAAGUCCUCAAACUUGGCAAGUGGCAAGAUAACAGGCAAGUGUAUCACUGAGGCUGAACGAUGUGAGAUUUUAGGCUGGUGUCCAGCAGAAGAUGACACCCAGGAGAUAAACCCAAUGAAGGAGGUUGAGAACUUCACAAUCUUUAUAAAGAACAGCAUUCGCUUCCCUCUCUUUAAUGUCACAAGAGGGAAUAUUGGUGAAAACAGCUAUUUGAAAUGUCUGUAUAAUCCCAUUAAUAACCCAGACUGUCCGAUCUUCCGAGUGGCGGACGUGCUAAAGUAUGCUGGCGAGGAUUUCAAUAAGAUCUCACAAAAAGGAGGAGAGAUUGGAAUUAAUAUAGCCUGGAUGUGCAAUCUGGACCAGGAUGUGGAGAACUGUAAACCCAAGUACACAUUCACACGUCUGGACUCUGCAUUUAAAAACAGCCUUGCCACAAAGGGAUACAACUUCAGGUUUGCAAAAUACUUUAAGUCAGAAGAUGGCAAAGACUAUCGCACACUUCAUAAAGCUUUUGCUAUUCGCUUUGACAUACUUGUGUCUGGCAAUGCUGGAAAAUUUCACUUAAUCCCAACAGUAAUUAACGUUGUUGCAGCUUGUACCUCAGUCGGCCUGGCAACGGUCCUCUGUGAUAUCAUCCUGUUAAACUUCCUGAAAGGAGCUAAACAAUACAAGGCGAAGAAAUUUGAAGAGGUUUCAGAUUCCGUCAGUAGGUCUCCAAGUCUUGACCUCCAUCAGGGCAGCCAGAUGACAAUCAAACGGGAAGAGAAGAGCUCAGAUGACUCUGGGGCUUAUUCCAUUGGACAUCAGGUGUGAGUGACGGGACGCCUCGGCAGGAAGGUGGUUGAAAAGCCUAUCGAGAUUUUACUGCUAUCGCCAAAUUCCUCUCCAGAAUCUCAACAUAAGUGUGAUAAUUAUACAAUAAUUAAAUAGCACAUUCACUGAAAAUGAUUGGGACCUUAUUUCAUAAAAUAAUUUUACAUAGACAAGCUGAAUUUCAGUAUGAGUAGGAAUUAUUGGUACCUGUGGUUAAAGAUGAUUUUAAAAAGUCAGGAAAGUAAGCCAUAUUUUUAGCGUUCUCAAACAUUUUGCAUCCAGGGACCAUUUUAACUGUAAAAUAAAUUCCACGACCUUCUCAGUACUGAUUUAUUUUAUGCUCAAACUAUUCAAAUUAUGAUCAGUUAUGACACUGAUAUUAUUACUUAAAUAUCAAGCUUUUAACAAGCUGAAAAUCAUACUAAAAGACUUUGUGAAGGACGGAAAAUCAGGGAGGAAGAUGUAGACCAUAUGUGCUCAUGUACUUUUACCUUCCUAGUGCUUUUGAAAACUGGCAAAUCUUCCAGUGGUAUAGUAAAAAGUACAGGCUCUUUCCAGUUCUGCUUUCAUAACAUCAUUAAAAAAAUUGUUCUGUGUGACUCGACUAUAUCACACUCACUGCUUCUUUAACUAUGCACAUGAGCCUUAUGCUACUAUUACAUAUAGUAGGUCUCUCAUCUCACUGUAUUAUAGUAAGAUGUUUAUUUCUUUACACCAUUCAUGCUAACAUAUCACAAAUCACAAUAACUGCAUGUUCACUGUGGUAUUUUUGCCAUAUUUAAACAUCCAGUCAUGUUAUUUGAUAUUUAAACCUCCAGGCUCUUAUAUGUUUAGGUUUUAUUGAAGAACAUAGACUAAAUAAUAAAAAAUAUAUAUAAGCAACCACAUUUACCAAAUACAUGUAGAACACACUGUAAACAUAAUAUCUGUGUAAAAAAAAAACCCUGAAUAAUACAUUUUAACGUAAUAUAAACGUCACGUGCAUCAUUCCUACAUGGAAGGUCAUAUCAGUUAUAAACAUGCGAUUUUCAUUGUAAUCAAUAGUAAAAUUGUUUUCUUCGGCAUUACACAGUGUUUCAGUUAUUCAUAACUGCAUAAUGCAUAAUUACUAUUUAAAUGAACUACUUUGAAUAUACACAAGUUAAUAAACUAUUUCAUCUGU